AUGCAGUGGGUUCACAACCUGGCACCGGGCAUUGUGUCCCAAGCCCCCAUGAUUAUUCCGGUCUGUGUGGUUCUUACAGCUCUUGCCGUCGCAGCAACAUUGCUGCGGUGCUAUGUGAGGCUUUUUAUGCUGAAGACCUUUGGAGCUGAUGACUGGGUCAUCGUUUUCUCGGUGGUUUGCAGUAUCAUCUACAAUGCCCUUACCAUUGAACAGACACGAUGGGGACUAGGCCUUGAUCUAAAGGACAGACCAAAAGUGAAUGCAAACAGAUAUUCGGAGGUCAAUUUUGCCGGGCGGCCGUUCUACAUGCUAGGCAUCACGGGAUUCAAAGUCUCUCUAUGUCUGGCGUACAUCAGACUUGUGAGCAAGCAGAAGACGUAUAGGCAAAUUACCUGGUGUAUUCUCUGGGGUUGCGUGCUGUCCCAUAUCGGUGGCAUUCUUGUCUUGAUGUUUCAAUGCAAACCCGUCCAAAAAUCAUGGGCUCCUGCAACAGAGGGAUCUUGUCUUCGUAACGACAUCACUUUCUAUGUGCUUGCAGCAAACACCAUCUUCUUUGACAUCUGCGUCAUCAUUCUGCCGAUUCCUAUUUUUCUCCGAACACAGAUUGCGAAUAGAAAGAAGGUGGCUCUCAUUGGUCUCUUUGCCCUCUUCAGCUUUACCACAGUCUGUUCGGUCAUGCGGAUGGUUCAGAUCAUAACCAUCGCAAAGAAUGGAAACUCUACAAUGCUGGUCCUCUGGGGCACAAUCGAGAUGAACGUUGGGAUUACCACAACUUGCAUUCCUACGCUGGCCCCGUUCUUUAAGUAUUUUUCUGAGCGAAGCCAGCACUCGAACAAGCCCUCAUCGCUCGGCUAUGUUUCAAACAACUCUCGUCGCUCGAAGCGUACCAUGGAGCUCUCGUUCAUCCGCGAGCAAAAGCGCUCGGGAGCCUCAGCAUACUGUGCCCACACGGGCAGCGCUAGUCGUGACUGCGACAGCGAGGAGAAUAUCCUGGCGGUGGCCCCAGAGGCUCAUCAUCGCUUGGAUGGGAUUCAGAUGAAGAAAGAUUUCCAGAUUAUUAUGUAG
Molecule: messenger RNA, 1065 nt
Organism: Morchella importuna
Lineage: Eukaryota; Fungi; Ascomycota; Pezizomycetes; Pezizales; Morchellaceae
Exons: 9
Coding region: 1-1065 (354 amino acids)
Source: RefSeq, a predicted model, not a curated record